Syzygium oleosum is the source of this 802-nucleotide messenger RNA. RefSeq names its product 21 kDa protein-like. The record is from RefSeq and is a predicted model, not a curated record. The transcript has a single exon. Gene Ontology annotation, biological process: negative regulation of catalytic activity. Gene Ontology annotation, molecular function: enzyme inhibitor activity. Lineage: Eukaryota; Viridiplantae; Streptophyta; Magnoliopsida; Myrtales; Myrtaceae. Bases 68 to 667 code for a protein of 199 amino acids.
AUCUUUCAUCCUCUAUCUCUCCUCCACUUUCUCUCAAUACCUUGUGAAGUUUCUGUAGUCCGAAUCAAUGGCAAGACUUGCCUUUUUCUUGGUAUCGUCCCUCUCCAUCUAUUUCCACUUCACAGCGGCCGCGACUACUGCUGCUGCCACGAGUACUUCCAGUUACGCAAACUUCGUCAAGUCUUCGUGCAGCGCCGUGCAGUACCCCGCCCUCUGCGUGCAGUCGCUCGCGGCCUAUGCCUCGACCAUCAAGCAGAGCCCGCAGCAAUUGGCCCAGACCGCCUUGGCGGUGAGCUUAGCCCGGGCUCGGUCCACCAAGGACUUCGUCGUGAGAGCGGCCAAGUUUAGGGGCCUCAAGGCGAGGGAGUAUGAAGCCAUAAAGGAUUGCUUGGAGGAGAUGGACGAUAGCGUGGACCGGCUCGCGAAGUCGGCGAAGGAGCUCAAGAGCGCAGGCGGAUCCAAGGGCCAGGAUUUCCUGCGGCACGUGAGCAAUGUCCAGACGUGGGUCAGUGCCGCGUUGACAGACGUGACUACUUGCCUCGACGGGUACGCGAGCGCAGCCCUGAAUGGCCGGUUGAAGACUUCGAUCAGGUCCCGCGCGCUUAAUGUGGCGCAGGUCACCAGCAACGCGCUCGCUUUGGUCAACCGAUACGCCUCGAAGCCGUGAUCAAGCAAACGCACCACGAAGCCGUUACGAUGUUCCGUCGGAGAAUUUUGGGAUGUAUUUUCCAUAGCGAUUUGGAUCUUGAUGCAUGUACACAUGAUCUGGUAUGAAAGUCAAUGACUUUGGGUUCUGUCGAAA